AUGACUUCUACCCACACCUCCCCUCUCCGCCUCGAGCCCGCCACCCUCGAGGACCUCCCCGCCCUCACCGACCUCUGGUACAAUGCCUUCACUACCGACUCCAUGCGCACCAUCUGGCCCGACACCCCGGGCGUGCGACAAUGGUGGCAUGAAGCCAACGAGCACGACAUGCGACACAAACCCGGGGAGAAAUUCCUGAAGGUCGUCGACACAUCCCAGAAUGGUCGUAUCGUCGCCUACGCCAAAUGGUCCCUGCAGACGGCUGAAGAGCGCGGUGCUCGCUGGCCUGCCUGGCAUCCGGACAUGAAUCCCGUCCAUAAUGAUGCGUUCUUGAAGCAGCUGGAGACGUAUCGCGCUGCGCUGGUGGGUGGAGGUCGACCUAAUUAUUAUCUCGAUAUGCUCGCGACUCACUCCGAUUACCGACGUAUGGGGGCCGCUCGUAUGCUUCUGGAAUGGGGCUGUCGUGUCGCGGACCAGGACGGGGUCCCGGUCUAUAUUGAUGCCAGUAAGGCUGGCAAGCCGGUUUAUGAGCGGUUUGGCUUCGAGGAUCGUAGCCAUGUCUUUGGGGAUACGGGUGCCUUGGCCCCUAUGGUGCGGGAUCCGCCGAAACGCGAGGCUUGA
This is a messenger RNA of Aspergillus niger, 621 nucleotides long. RefSeq lists its product as uncharacterized. The coding region runs from base 1 to 621 and encodes 206 amino acids. NCBI's taxonomy places the organism in Eukaryota, Fungi, Ascomycota, Eurotiomycetes, Eurotiales, Aspergillaceae. Gene Ontology annotation, molecular function: acyltransferase activity, transferring groups other than amino-acyl groups. The record is from RefSeq and is a predicted model, not a curated record. The transcript has 2 exons.